UGGUAAUAUUUGUUUAAAUGUCAUAAUUUAAAAAAACUACCGCCUGCAAAAACAACAUCAAUAACAAGAGAAAAUAUUACAAAUUUUAAGAAAAAAUCAUGUAUUUGGAUAAAUGUUUAAUUAGUAAAAUGCUAAAUGAGCUAAAAACUACACGAUAUUCUCAAAAAACACAAACUGCUGCCAUUACGGAUGUUUUGGACAAGUCAAAUAAUGCUUUACUACAAAUAGAAGCUUCCAGAAGUCUUAAGCCAGCUACAAGCGAUAAUAAUUCUACUCCCUACACCUAUAAUAAGGAAACUGUAAAUGCCUUGACCCGUAUUGUGGACAAAUUUAUGAAUCUAUUAAAUGGCUGUGGUCCAGCUAACGAGCGGCGUAAUUUUGAAGAGUAUUUAGAAGCAGCCGAGCAAAGGACGGAAUUUUUGGGCUGUAAUAUAAUAAAAUUAUUAGCCAUAUGGGAUACUAUACAACAAAUGCGUGUUGAACUGGAAAACUUAGAACUUGAGAUCAAUAACGCUUAUGAUACUGAGGACGAGGAUUGUUUUUAGUUUAUAACAUUUAAUUGCUAAGCUUUUAAAAAAAUAAAUUAAUUUAUAUUAAAAUUAUUAA
This is a messenger RNA of Lucilia cuprina (Australian sheep blowfly), 606 nucleotides long. RefSeq lists its product as uncharacterized. The record is from RefSeq and is a predicted model, not a curated record. Lineage: Eukaryota; Metazoa; Arthropoda; Insecta; Diptera; Calliphoridae. Bases 99 to 545 code for a protein of 148 amino acids. The transcript is spliced from 2 exons.